AUGAGAACUCCAGUUAAUUCCGCUAGAUUACUGAUGAUGCUUGAAGACAUCAUGCUAUUAUACCGGGUAGAGAGCACAAUUCUCGUUCAGCGUUACAUCAGAGCCCGCACAAACCGUGCUAGGCGUAGGAUCAUUGAAAAUGCGAGGCAGUACAGCUUGAUAAGCAAGGUUCCUCAGCAAUUGAUACACUUGGAACGACUCAUUCAUGUCACUGAUGUUGACUGCAUAGCAAACUUAAGAAUGGAUCGCAACACAUUUGGGAAGUUGUGUUGCAUCCUCACUGAGCAGGGAGGCCUGAGAACAGGGAAAUGCUUAGGCAUUGAAGAACAGGUGGCGAUUUUUGUCGGCAUCUUAGCGCAUCACAAUAAAAACCGCGUUGUUCGUUUCAGUUUUAUCAGGUCCGGUUCGACAGUGUCCCAUUACAUGAACAAGGUUUUGGGGGCUGUUUUGAGUCUUCACAGAGUGUUAUUGUCGAAGCCUACACCCGUGCCGGAUGAUUGCAUUGAUCACAGAUGGAAAUGGUUCAAGUACGUGAUAAAGGCUGGUGACAGUAAGAGCAUAAUCUGCGUGCUCGACCAAAUGCCCCAAAGGAUAACACACAAUGUGUUUGACAAAAUACUCAAAUGA
Molecule: messenger RNA, 627 nt
Organism: Salvia splendens (bonfire salvia)
Lineage: Eukaryota; Viridiplantae; Streptophyta; Magnoliopsida; Lamiales; Lamiaceae
Exons: 2
Coding region: 1-627 (208 amino acids)
Source: RefSeq, a predicted model, not a curated record